AUGGCCAGUCAGCCAUCGCAGGGAGCGGAUCCUUCCGCUGCUGCUGCUAAUGCUGCCGCUGCGAGUGCUGCUUCUCAGCAGCAUCAGGGAGGAGCACACGCGCAGCAGGUGGCUGGUUACCAGCAGGCAAUGCACAUGAUGCACAUGCAGGGAGGACACGUGGCGAACGCUGGUGCAAUGCCGCAGGGAUACCCUCAACAGAUGCCUGGAUCGUAUCCGAUGUACGCCAUGGGUCCCUCGGGGCCGGUCAUGGUCAACCCUCAGAUGUACGCCGCUUACAUGCAGAACAUGCAGAACAUGCAGAACGUGCAACACAUGCAAGCAGCUCAAGCUGCCGCCGCCGCCGCUGCCGCCGCUGGUGCCGCCCAGAAACCCGGCGCAUCAGCCGCAGCAGAUGGUGCUUCGGAAGGAGGUUCGGCAGCAGCAGGUAAAGCUGCAGCAGGAGGAGGCAUUGACGCGUUUGCGAGUCUGCUGGGCAGCACGGAUCGUGCUCUGCUGGCGAAAGCCGGGGAGGCUGCAGCGCAGAAGAUGCACGUGAAGGGCUUUAAGGGGCAGGGAGAGACGGACCAGGGAGCGACGGGGGAAACCGUGCCACAGCAACAGCAGCAGCAACAGCAACAGCAGCAGCAGCAGCAGCAGCAGCAGCAGCAGCAGCAGCAGCAGCAGCAGCAGCAGCAGCAGCAGCAGCAGCAGCAGCAGCAGCAGCAGCAGCAGCAACAACACCAGCAGCAGCAGUACCAGCAACAGCAGUACCACCAGCAGCAAUACCAGCAGCAGCAGAAGCAGCAGCAGCAGCACCAGCAGCAGCAGUACCAGCAACAUCAGUACCAUCAGCAGCAGUACCAGCAGCAGCAGCAGUAUCAGCAGCAACAGCAGCAGGAAGGAGGUCAACCUCUCUCCCCUGGCGCCUCAGCCCCCGCACCAGUAGCAUCAGUACCCCCGGGAAUGCCAUCAGGGAUGCCGCAAUACCCCCAGUAUGCCUAUUAUCCUGGAGGAAUGCCCUGGUGGCCUCCAGGUGCUGUUCCAGGUGCCGUGCCUGGCGCUGCUCCUGGCUCAGUCCCCGGUGGUACUUCAGUGCCAGCAGCCAUGGCAUUCGACCCUGAUGACGACUUUGGUGAUUUCUCCUCCUCCCCAGCAGUCCCCUCUGCCGCCUUCGCCCCUGCAGUCCCUGCACCUGCACCUGCACCCGCUGCAGCAUCUGGUUUGGGCAUGGCAGCAGCUGCCUCCCCCUUCCCUCCCUCCCAUGACUCAACACCCCAGCUCUCUGCUGCUGGCUUUGGAGCCUUUGCACCACCUCCUGGCGCGCCUGCUGCUGCUCCUGCUGCUCCUCCUCCUGCUUUCGCUCCUCCUGCUGCUGCCCCCACAGCAGCUCCAAGCAAGGAGAUCUCAUUUGAUAAUGAUGACGACGAUGACGACGAUUUCGGGGAUUUCGCAGGGAGCGUUGCUGUGGGUGGGAGUGCAGGCAGCGGGAGGGGGGAUACUGUUGCUACGGGUACAAUCUCCGCUUCCCCGGAGUUUGUGGGGGUAGACCUCAGCAGCACUGCGGUUACCCCUGAUCCUUCGCUUCGCCUGGAUGAGUCGGGUGCAGCGAAUCCAGUGCUGGUGCCGAGUAAUUCAGUGGCGGCAGCAGCAGAGACAGCAGCUCUAGCAGCAGCCAUGUCCGAAACCCAUGCUGCUGCUGCUGUUGCUGCUGGUGGUGCUGCUGGGACUGAUGGCGGCGUGGCUGCUGUUGGUGUUGCUGCUGGUCCGAUCCCUCUCUCUCUCUUCGGGGAUGACGUGGUGGUUGCUGAGCUGGAGAACGCUGAGCUGUCACUCGGGCCGUUCCCGUCCACUGGAAGCAGCAAGGCAGCGGACCAGGCUUCAGGCACAGGCGCAGGCACAGGCUCGGGCACAGGCACAGGCACAGGCUCGGGCACAGGCUCGGGCACAGGCUCGGGCAUGGGUGCAAGUGCAGGUGUAGGCAAGGACACAUCUACCACCGCCACUGGUGCCACUGCUCCUGCUGGUACUGGGAAAUCCGGGAACUUUAUGGAUCUGCUCUCGUCCCUCUAUGGAAGCUCGUCCGCAGGCACUGCAGCAGGCGCAGGAGCAGUAGGAGCUGCAGGGGGAGGAGGAGGAGCAGGAGCAGGAGGGAGGCUGGAAGGGGCCCGGUUGGGUCAAACUUUCUCUACCGGACGAGUGCCUCUGGCAAUGGCGUCUGCUGCUGGGUAUGGCGGUUUGUUCGGCCUACUAUCCCCAGGAACCCCACCUACCGAUGUGCCUCUAAGGGGUUCCAUGAGUGAGCAGGUGGGGCAGAGAGGGCGGGGAGGGGGAGGGGUGGGGGGGUCGCUGUCAGGGGAGAGUGGGGAAGGGUGGGAGGAGCAAGGCGACGGGUUAGCGGGCGGCACGGGCUUGUCCUUUGCGGCGGUGGACGGCGGGGGUAGUGGCACCGGUGGUGGUGGCGCCGAUGGUAGCGGUGCAGGUGCAUCCUAUCGCAGCAGUGGCCUGCCAGGGGGCGGGCUACAGGGCCUGGCAGCAGACCACGUGCUCCCCAUAGUCGGGGCUCAACUGGGGGAGGGCGUAUUCACUGCCAGCAUCACCGCCGCCCUAGAGUCCGUCCUUCAGCCCACAGUGAUCCGCCUCCCAAACGAAACCUCCCAGCAGCGGUGGGAGGAGACGCUACAGGAGCUGGCAGAAGGGGCGGAGAGUGUUGCUCGGAAUGAGUUUGGGCGGCUGAGUGGGGCGCUGGUGAGGGAGGGGAGGAUGGAGGAGGCGUAUGCGUGCCGCCUGCAUGCUGCAGCGGUGCAGCUGCUGCCCGACUGCCAGGGACAGUACUCCAUGGCUCUGGGGGAUGGACGGGUGGAGGCAGCUGCUGCUGUCAGGGAAGACAUUAAGGUCAGUGCCUUCUCUUGCUCUCUCUGCUGCUCUUUCCUCUGCUCUCUCCUCUGCUCUCUCUCCUCUGCUCUCUUUUAUGCUAUCCAUGCUGCAGCGGUGCAGCUGCUGCCAGACUGCCAGGGGCAGUACUCCAUGGCUCUGGGGGAUGGGCGGGUGGAGGCCGCCGCUGCUGUCAGGGAAGACAUAAAGGUCUCGGUGCAGCUGCUGCCGGACUGCCAGGGGCAGUACUCCAUGGCUCUGGGGUAUGGACGAGUGGAGACAGCAGCUGCUGUGAGGGAAGACAUCAAGCGCAUGGAGACUGUGUUGGGAAGCCCAGCAGCAGUGGAAGGGUGGAGGGAGAGGAGAAUGCAGGCGCUUUCAGCCCCGCCAGUACCCACCGGAGGAGAGGAGAUUCAACACGUGGAUAAAGAAGCUGACGUGGCAGCAACUGAAGGUGACAAGGAUCCAGCUGGUGCUGACGAAGCAGCCACCCAAGAUGGCCUGGCAAGCGUGGAAGGCGGGGUGGCAGAACCCGAGUCCCGACCGGAAGGACCCGAAGGCGGUGUGACAGAGACAGGCAAUGGCAUGUCAGAAGAAGCUCAAGGAGCCCCUGCUACAGCGGAAGCACCACCUGCUACAGCCGAGCCAGCCGAGAGCAAGCCAGGGAGGGAUUUGGCCUCUCUGCGGUGGGACGAGCGGUCGGUGGGGGAGAUGGGGGAGCUGCUGGGGCGCAGCAAGGGAGACGCUCGAGCUGCUGCGUUCGACGGGGAAUUCAAGCAAGCGGAGAUCUGUGAUCUGGCCGCCCGGGAUCUCACAGCAGCGCUGCUGGUGCACCGAAGGGCCGUCUUCUGGUACAACAUUCUCUCGGCAAUUUCUGCAGCGGAGGCGGCGUCGUUUGUCCGGUUGUGGGGGGCUGUAGCGGCGCGGUGUGCAGAUGUGCUAGAGGCGGCAGUGGGCGUGAAGGAAAAGGCUGCGGCUGAUGAUACUGCAACGCUCUCUGCUCUGCUCGAUGCUCCAAAAGCACGUGACUAUUUCGCAGCCAUCACCCAGACCUAUGGUGUGCUUGUAGUCAUCGCUGCUUGUGCCCAGCUGCACCGACCCUGGCUCUCCGUCAGGCUCGGCACAGGCUCAGCAGGACCACUGUCAGGUUCGGGUGAAUCCGGCAGCUUGGCAGCGGGGGGUUCUGGGGAGGGGGAGCAAGGGGGAGGGGAUGGGGAGGGGGAUAUUCUAUGGGCGCACCUGCUCAGGGGGCAGGCAGCAUGGCAGAAUGGAGGGCUGGAAGCAGUGGCCAAUGAGGUGCUGCCACGUGUCAUGGUGCCGCUGUCUUGGUCGGAUGUGGAGAAGGUGCUGGAGGGUGCUGAGCUGGCAGCGGUGCAACGGGCUGCAGAGCUGGCGCUGGAAGGGCGGCAGAGGCACAUGGGGCUCGUGGGAGGGUCAGGGACUCUGCUAUGUGCUCUCACCCGGCUGCCCAUCUUCGCCUUCACUUCGGUGGCAGCAGUGGAGUGGUAUGGCCAUCGAUACUUGCUUCCUGUGGCCAACUUCUGGGCAAACCACAUUUCAAAUGCCAGCCCGUUGAUGCUUGUUGCUAGCUAA
This is a messenger RNA of Closterium sp. Naga37s-1, 4446 nucleotides long. Lineage: Eukaryota; Viridiplantae; Streptophyta; Zygnematophyceae; Desmidiales; Closteriaceae. The record is from the annotation of a GenBank genome assembly.